AUGAGCCUUCUUGUGCGGUGCUCCACCUUGUCUAAAAUUUUGAUGAAUGACGGGGGUGGCAGACAAGGCAAGAUACGAGAUGCAUACUCAAGAUGGGAGCAGACUUGUGCUGAAUAUAAGGUUCUGCAGCCUCGAAUUGUCAAGAAGGUGGAUGGUGGUACAGAAGACUCUGUGGCAGACGUUGAUGACUCUGUGGCAGACGUUGAUGACUCUGUGGCAGACGUUGAUGACUCUGUGGCAGACGUUGAUGACUCUGUGGCAGACGUUGAUGACUCUGUGGCAGACGUUGAUGACUCUGUGGCAGACGUUGAUGACUCUGUGGCAGACGUUGAUGACUCUGUGGCAGACGUUGAUGACUCUGUGGCAGACGUUGAUGACUCUGUGGCAGAAGUUGAUGACUCUGUGACAGAAGUUGCUGACUCUGUGACAGACGUUGAUGACUCUGUGACAGACGUUGAUGACUCUGUGGCAGACGUUGAUGACUCUGUGACAGAAGUUGCUGACUCUGUGACAGACGUUGAUGACUCUGUGACAGAAGUUGAUGACUCUGUGACAGACGUUGAUGACUCUGUGGCAGACGUUGAUGACUCUGUGGCAGACGUUGAUGACUCUGUGACAGAAGUUGCUGACUCUGUGGCAGACGUUGCUGACUCUGUGACAGACGUUGAUGACUCUGUGACAGAAGUUGAUGACUCUGUGGUAGAAGUUGAUGACUGUGGCAGAAGUUGA
Molecule: messenger RNA, 729 nt
Organism: Procambarus clarkii (red swamp crayfish)
Lineage: Eukaryota; Metazoa; Arthropoda; Malacostraca; Decapoda; Cambaridae
Source: RefSeq, a predicted model, not a curated record